AUGACUGCGAGCGGGGAGUUCCAUUUCGGGCUGCUGCGGGUGGCCGUGUUGCAGUUGCUCAAGGCGGUCGGAUUCGACAGGGCAAAGCCGUCGACAGUGGACACCGUCGCGGACCUGUACGUGCGGUUCCUCGAGUUGCUCGUCGACGAGGUGCGGAGGCUCGCACAGGCGCGGUGCGGUGGUGAGCUAGACGAUAUUGCAUUGCAGGAUGUCUCGCUGGCGCUCGCCAACCUGCACGUCGUGCGAGGUGGGGACGUGUUGGACGUGUAUGGGGAGAACCCACAUGCAUUGGGGCAAGGACCGGGGCCCUGGGAACAGUUCCGUGAGUGGUGUGGCGCUGAAAGUGACGGUGGUAUUGCUGCGGAUGCGAGGGUAGUGGCAGCACCGCCCAUUGAGCUGCUGAGGAGUUCCACUGGGGCGGACCAGACGCAGACAAACACGCUCAAGACGGCAUUCACCGUGGGACCCAAUAGAGCCCUGGAUACCGCGGCCGCGGCUGCCGCGACAGCACAGGAGGAUGAUAACGUGCGCAGGGAGAACGAACUAGUGGAAGAACUCAUACAAUCUGGGGACACGGACGACUGGCUCAGACUGCUCGUCACGAGGCAGAAAUUGGCAGCGUGGACGAGAGCAAGGGCCAGAGCCGGGACGACUGCUACCACGAGGACGAGAAAUGCACAGGUAGAACUCCCGGAGGCCGCGGCACAGCUCCCGGGGAUCAACGGGUGGAGACACUCUGUACUUGCAGCACGAGUACCGAGUGGCGCAGGGCACACGAUUCAAGCGAGCACGCAGAACGAAUACGUCCCUGCAGACGUGGACGUACCGGCGCAUCAUGUGCUCGCACUCGCAUCGAAACUGCCAACAAUGAUGCAGGACUCCAGGCUCGAAAACGUUACACUCUCCUAUGAGAACGACCAGAACAGCGAUAGCGACACAGAGCGGCACUCACAAAUGCACAACAACACUAACAGUAACGAAAAUAAUUUACAGUUCACAGAGAUGGAGGACAUGGAUAACACCUUCCAGAGAAGACAGUCUAUAGAUUUUGACCAGUCUUACCCAUAA
Huiozyma naganishii CBS 8797 is the source of this 1068-nucleotide messenger RNA. It is a transcript of the gene TAF3, whose product is annotated as Taf3p. The transcript has a single exon. NCBI's taxonomy places the organism in Eukaryota, Fungi, Ascomycota, Saccharomycetes, Saccharomycetales, Saccharomycetaceae. The coding region runs from base 1 to 1068 and encodes 355 amino acids. The record is from RefSeq and is a predicted model, not a curated record. Gene Ontology annotation, molecular function: protein heterodimerization activity.